This is a messenger RNA of Yarrowia lipolytica CLIB122, 1410 nucleotides long. NCBI's taxonomy places the organism in Eukaryota, Fungi, Ascomycota, Dipodascomycetes, Dipodascales. The record is from RefSeq and is a predicted model, not a curated record.
AUGAUGGGGAGGAUAAGCCGUUUUUCGACAGACCGAGAAGGUUUCCUCUGCAGCAUUUCUCAGCCUUCCAUCUUCAACAUGCCAGAUACCGUGCUCGAAAUUUUCGGACAGCCUCCCCUCAAUAUUUAUACCCAAAUAUGUCUAUGUUACAGCAUGGAUAAGGCACGUCGAAGCGAGAUUGUGCACAUUUUACAAUCCGGUUUAGUCAGAUUGACUGAAUCCUUCCCAUGGAUAGCUGGUCAAGUGGUAAGAGACGAUACCUCUGGCUUAUUCAAAAUCACCACGCUUGGGAAAACACCAAGACUGGUUGUGAAAGACGUCACUGAUACAGCCCUCCCUAUGGAACAACUCAAAAAUGUUCAGUUUCCGUUUCGAAUGAUGCACGAAACUGAUCUAGCACCUCGAAGUACGAUUCCGGGACUGUUCAGUGAGUCAGAGCAUAACCCUGUGUUUCUUCUUCAAGCCACUUAUAUUGAUGGGGGUCUUCUUUUGACGUUUCUAGGUCAUCAUCAAGCCAUCGAUGGCACUGGACUAGCCCAGAUCGUGUCUCUAUUGUCAAAAGCAUGCAAUGGAGAGCCGUUUACUGAGGAGGAGAAGAUAAUGGGGAACAUGGAACGUGAUAACAUUGUGCCUCUGUUUUCUGAGAUUGAAAGGUUGCGGUACGGAGACCUUUAUGAGAAGCUCAAACAUCAGAUCGUGCCAAAGUACACUCCCACAACCAGCGAGAAUCCACCAAGUUGUUCAUGGAGAUACUUCAUCUUUUCAGGUGAUUCUCUUUCCAAACUAAAACAACUUGCUUCUCAAAAUCUGACAACAGGCAUCCCAUUCGUAUCCACUGACGAUAGUCUCACAGCCUUUGUCUGGCAAGCAGUAUCACGAGCACGACUUCAGAGACUCGAAAAGAACACAAAAACAACAAUAGGGAGAGCUAUAAAUGUCAGACCAUGCCUGGGUAUUCGAAACACUUAUCCUGGAAUGAUCACCAACAUGGCUUACAGCAAUAAUACACUUUCGGAGCUGGUUGAUGCCCCUCUGGGUCACGUGGCGUCUAAUCUGAGAUCGAAACUUGACUCUGAAGAGCUGAAACAAAAUACCAGGGCUCUGGCUACUCUUAUUAACGACAAUCUUGGGACUCCUAUUACCUCACCUACUGCUACCAUGGACAUGUCUUCAGAUAUAGCGCUGAGUUCCUGGGCACAGCAGAAUUUCUACGCGCUGGAUUUUGGACUCGGGUUGGGCCUUCCUGAAUCAGUAAGACGUCCAGAAUUCACUCCAGUCGAGAGUCUCAUGUAUUUCCUUCCAAAGACAAAAAAAGGAGAUGUAGCACUCGCUAUUUGUCUUCGAGAAGAAGAUAUGGAGGCUUUAAGGAAGGAUGGAGAAAUGAUGAAGUAUGCCACAUUUAUAGAAUGA